GCCGCCUUGCCUACGCCUCGUUUUGCAUCCGGGUCUUCGGGUUCGCGCUCCACUUGCUGUUGCGGGUCGUUCGGGGGUUGCUAAGUGUUGGCUGUUCUGAUCGUUCCUGCGUGGGAAGAGCUGGUUUGAACUUCUUGUCCUGGAAGCUGUGCACCACCGUAAUGAGGCUGGUAAUUCUCGAUAACUAUGACUUGGCUAGUGAAUGGGCAGCCAAAUACAUCUGUAAUCGUAUCAUCCAGUUCAAACCUGGACAGGACAGAUACUUUACCCUGGGUUUACCAACAGGUAGUACACCAUUAGGAUGUUAUAAAAAACUAAUAGAAUAUCACAAAAAUGGAGACCUCUCUUUUAAAUAUGUGAAGACCUUUAACAUGGAUGAGUAUGUAGGACUUCCCAGAAAUCAUCCGGAAAGCUACCAUUCUUAUAUGUGGAAUAACUUUUUUAAGCAUGUUGAUAUAGAUCCUAAUAAUGCUCAUAUCCUUGAUGGAAACGCUGCAGACUUACAAGCAGAAUGUGACGCAUUUGAGAAGAAAAUAAAAGAAGCUGGAGGAAUUGAUCUCUUUGUUGGAGGAAUUGGUCCGGAUGGUCAUAUUGCUUUCAAUGAGCCAGGAUCCAGUUUAGUAUCAAGAACAAGGUUAAAGACUCUAGCAAUGGACACCAUUUUGGCAAAUGCUAAAUAUUUUGAUGGAGAUUUAUCGAAGGUGCCAACUAUGGCUCUAACAGUUGGUGUGGGGACAGUGAUGGAUGCUAGAGAAGUAAUGAUCCUCAUAACAGGCGCACACAAGGCAUUUGCUCUCUACAAAGCAAUAGAAGAGGGAGUCAGCCACAUGUGGACUGUUUCAGCUUUCCAGCAGCACCCCCGAACUAUUUUUGUGUGUGAUGAGGAUGCUACCUUAGAAUUAAGAGUUAAAACUGUGAAAUACUUUAAAGCUCUGAAGAGAGGAACUGUUCCUACUCCUGCUUAUUCCCAAAGGACCUGUACACAUUCUGGAACUACCGAUUCAUAAAUAAUUGAAAACUGGUAUAUACUAGGUUUAAUGCAUGUGCACAAUAAACUUGUGGACCCACUAUACAGUAUGAAAGGAGGAGACUGAAAGAAAUUGGAGCCAAAUUCCACUCGAAUGAACAGCACACUUUUGUAAUAGAUGGAUUUGCAGCUAUGCAAUAUGAUAAAACAUGGAGAAUUUUUGAAGACUCAUUUUUGAAGUCCAAUAUCUAUAUAUUAAACAUUCCAUAUUUAGAAUGUGUUCAUUUUAUACUAUGGUUUAGGAAUAAUUGGCUCUCAUAAUUAAUCAGCAGUUAAUUUUAAGGUAUGGAAGCCACAUAUUCACUGUAAAACAGCAAAGAAAUUAAAUGUCUAUCUGUUUAAAAAUUUCAAAAGUCAUUUUAAAGGUGAAGAGUGUUACAUCAAGUACAUUCAUAUUUCUCUAGUGGCAUUUUUAGAUUAAUACUUUUAAUCACAUGAAAACACACUAUCAUUGCAAACCUUUACCGGUACUUUUGAAAUGCUCUGUUUUUCUGUGCAUUAUACAAGCUUUCUGCACGUGGUUGCCUUAAGUCAUUUCCCAGCAGUAGUAUCUGGACAUCAAAAGUCCUGCUGUAUGUUGUAGGUACGGAAAAUUUGAAGAGAUGACAGUGCCUAAAAAUAUGUAUGCGCCCUUCUGAAAAGUAUGAAUGAGGGCAUGAUUUUUGUGCGCCUUUUUUACAACUGUGCUCUUGUUUUUAUUUAAUGACUUGGGUUCUUGCUUUUAAUAUAAGUAUUUUGGCAACUAUGAGCUUUAUACCUAGCAACACACUUAAAGAAAUUCUUUUGAAGAAAACUUUCUGAUUAUUGUUGAACUUCAUAAAUGAUUACCUUUAUUCCUUACACACAUCUCUAAAAAGAUAAUAUAAUGAAGUAUAUAUAAAAAUAAUUAUUGUAAACUAUUUUACUUUGUCAUAAGAACUUCAAUCAUUAAACUGCAAAUACAGUAUAUUGUUUUCUAUCUUUAACUUCAAUAAAGCUUAUAAUAAACAAA
Molecule: messenger RNA, 2018 nt
Organism: Phyllostomus hastatus (greater spear-nosed bat)
Lineage: Eukaryota; Metazoa; Chordata; Mammalia; Chiroptera; Phyllostomidae
Gene: GNPDA2
Product: glucosamine-6-phosphate deaminase 2
Exons: 8
Coding region: 162-1007 (281 amino acids)
Biological process (GO): N-acetylneuraminate catabolic process; N-acetylglucosamine catabolic process; D-glucosamine catabolic process
Cellular component (GO): cytoplasm
Molecular function (GO): identical protein binding; glucosamine-6-phosphate deaminase activity
Source: RefSeq, a predicted model, not a curated record